Messenger RNA from Monodelphis domestica (gray short-tailed opossum), 4533 nucleotides. It is a transcript of the gene TAF1C, whose product is annotated as TATA-box binding protein associated factor, RNA polymerase I subunit C. Gene Ontology annotation, molecular function: protein binding; RNA polymerase I core promoter sequence-specific DNA binding. Gene Ontology annotation, biological process: transcription by RNA polymerase I. Gene Ontology annotation, cellular component: fibrillar center. The record is from RefSeq and is a predicted model, not a curated record. Lineage: Eukaryota; Metazoa; Chordata; Mammalia; Didelphimorphia; Didelphidae.
GCGGCUCCUAAUUGAGGGCUGAAACUAAGGAGGCCGCCAUACUUAGUAAGGCAUGACGGUCCGGUCGGAGGACUUCCGGUACCCAAGUUCGGGGAUCGGGCCCUAGAGUCCCGGGAAAUCCUUCGAUCGGCGAUUCUUCGUCCUACACAGGCGCCGGGAGUGAGUCGUCAGUUUCUGAAUUCUACCUUCUCCCACCUCCCACGCGUCUUCCGCCGGCAAGUUUGUGAGCUGGUUGAUGGAUUUCGGCUUGAACUGCUUCGCGCCCCGGGGAAUGGUAUCACGAUCCGCCGUUUUACAAUUGAAGAACUGAAGAGGCCUGGAAACCAAGACUAGAGAAUUGGAUAUCAGAUGGAUUUCCCUGACAAUCUCUUUCCCACAUUCUUUUUGCCUGGCCCCCCUGGCCAGAAUGACUCCCCUGGCUCUUUCCUGGCUCCUGCUUGGAGUGACUAUAUGCAGCUGUUGAAGCCCCCCCAGACCCAAGAUCCUUCGGUCAGCCCCCAACAUGAGGCAUCAUAUGUGGCAAAGUGGGGAAGAUGGACUUCUGACACUCCUGGACCUCUCCCCUUUCUGCACCCUGGUGCUGAUCCCUGGGACCCUGAGCUGACAUCCCAAGAUCUGCUUUUCCAGGGCAGAUGGAGGCAUCCAUCCAGAGCCAGAGUGACCGUAGAUGUGAUAGAGCAGCUCAACCAGUUCUUGUGGGAUCAUGGGGACAUUGCCUUCGGACCCCUAGGAAGGCUGCUGCAGGAGAAUUUUAACCUGGGGGAAACAAAGAAAUCCUGCAAGGGCAGAAAGGUGAUGAAUGCAGAACGGUUGCUCCAGGACCUCAGUGGACACCAGCCCAAGGGGUGCCCCUGGGCCCACUUGAGCACCCGUCAGCGACGCUUCUCCCUUGUAGGGGGUGCAGUGCUGGGCCAGGAAGUAGAAGGUCUGCUUGGUGGGCUGCUGCAUGAGGAGCUCGAGUCACGCUGGAAGAAGCUGCUGCUGGACGAAGCUUCUACAGGGGGUGCUCUGGGUUGGCUCCCUGGGGCCAAACCCCAAGUCGGGCAGCUGAUCUACCCCACUGGGAGAGCCCACAACCAGCUGAAUUUCCAGAAGGUCAGACUGUCUCCUACCAGCAAUCCCCAAGCCCUGGGGGAGCCCAUCCGAGUCCUGCUCCGGGGCCCAGUGCGGCAAGUGGUGACCCGCACUAUCCAAGGGGAAGCUCUGGUAGCUGUUCGCUCUGAUCACCACUGUGCUGUGUGGCAGGUCAGUCGGCAAGGGCAUCCUGAACCCCUCCAGGUGCUGGACACGGAGAAGGGAGCCACAGGAAUCAGCCUCAGCCCUCAUCUUCCCGCAGAGCUGGCCGUCUGCACUCGUUCAGGAGCUGUCUGUCUGUGGAGCCCCCGGGACGGGCUGCAGCAAAUACACCAUGACCCCGAGACCCUCAUCUUCAAGGACCCCUCGAAGUGGCGCUGGGCAGACUUCACAGCUCACCCCCGGGUGCUGACGGUUGCCGACCGCACUGGCAUCAGACUCACGGAUGUUCGGGGUCCUUCAGACUGCAGGGCGCUCCUUUUUCGUGUGGGGGCAGAAGCCUCGUGUCAGCGAGGGGAGCGCGUCCUCCUGGCCCAGUCCUUGGGGACGUCUGGUCCUGUCUCCCCGAGUCCCACCCUCCACCUUGUCUGCACGCAGUUCUCCCUCUACCUGAUGGAUGAGCGUUUACCUCUCGUGCCAAUGAUGAAGUGGAACCAUGGGCUCAUGUCCCCUCCGCUGCUGGCUCAGCUGCUGCCCCCACCCCAGCCUGGGGCACCCCUUCCCUUGCUGCUAGGAGGACUUGGGGGCCACCUACGGAUGCUGCAUCUCUCAGGAGGCUCCGCUUGUACCCCUCAGCUUGCAGCCCCACCACAGUCGCUUCCUUCACCAAUCGACUCCCUCCCUGGCUUUCCGGAGCUUGAGCCACAUGGUCAGCAGCUGCUGCAGGAGCGUCUCAAGGCUCCUCUCACAGGCUUGGUUGCUGUCGUACCGCCACGUUGCCUCAAUCCCACCAUGUUGCUGUUCCAACUUUCGGCCGCCGGAGACACUUUUUAUCAGCGCUUUUGGCUCCAGCCAGAUGCCAACUCUGAAGAUGCUGACUCUCUCCGAAAUGCCAACUCUUCUAGUGACCACACUGGUGACCUGGGCCUCAAUUCUCACGACCAGACUUCUGCUACUGGGUCCUUGGACGCAGCCCCUGACCCCAUGGCUGUUUCCUGGAAUCCCCAGGCUGUUGCCUGUUGCCGCCGUUGGUUGAAGACUCUGUUACAGGCUCCCCCGGCCCUCCCUCCCUGGACACCCCCUACUUUCUCCCAACAUCAUCUCCGAUGGUCGAGGGAGGAAGAAGCGAAAGGAAAGGUCCAAGAGGGCCUGCAGGCCGCCAUGACUGAAGAUCGGCUCCUGCAACAAGGGGACCUGGACCCACUCCCUCCCUCAGAUCCUCCCCCUGGCCAUGAACCCUUUGGUCCUGAGGACAAGUUGAGUGAACGUUUGGAAGCGUCCUGGGAGGGGAAGGGAGCCCUUUGGUGGGACAGCCAGCAAAGUGGCUCUCGGGCACCCAGAAAGCGGCAUUCACGGGAGAAGAAGCGGACUCAGCUUUCCAGCUCUUUCUCCUCUGUCAGAACCAAUUCUGACUUCUCUGACCUCAACAGUUCCUUCCACCAUCCCCAUGAGACUCCUAGCCCCAUCCAUAGGCCAUCUGAAGCUUCUCAAUCUCUGGAGCCAUCGCAGGAGCUCUGGGCCAAAAGUGUACCCCGUGAGCGGCGGCAGACACUUCGAGAUUACCUUGCAGUCCUCCCUUCUCUUGACUCUGAAAGCUGUUCUGCACCCCAGUCCCAGGAUCUAGGCAGCCAGACCUUCCCCACUUCUGACACAGGAAGACGUUCUGUGCCACAUUCCCAGAAUCUGGGUAGCCAACCCCUCUAUUCCCUUGACCCAGGGUUCAGCUCUUUAUCACACUCCCAGAAUUCAAGCAUCCACACCCUUCCUUCCCGAUCCACUCCUUCCCUUGCAGGCUCACAGCCCCUCAAGAAGAAACCCCGCAUGGGCUUCUAAGGACAUUUGUGGGUCGUAGGAUCCUCAGACAUCUCUGGAACUCGUGAUAUUGUAGAUUUGGAAUGGGACAUUUCCUUAUUUACAGAUGGGGAAACUGAGGCCAGAAAGAAUCACACCAAGUGUUCAAUCAAUGAUCAUUACUCCAUGAUACCUCCUCUGUAACUUGCAGAAUUGGCAAAGCUCACUCUUUUAUCUGGCUGCACCCAGCCUCCACUGCUAGGCAGUCUGAUCAGUCUUGGUAUUCAGGAAAAGUUUUUGAUGCACCUUACCUUGUUUGCUUUAAUACUAAUCACUCAUGGGAGCUCACUGUAAGGCACCCUCUCUUGAUGUCCCAGUUCUGACACCAUCUCAGUGAUCACUGAAACUGGGGGGGUCAGUAUUUAUACCAUUUAGCCUUGGAUAUUUGUUUUUCACAGUGACCAGAGCCAAUUGGGGAAAUGUCCCCCCGGAGACACAUGGACCCUCUACAGUUAGCUGGGAUAUUGACCAUUGUGGAGCUUUUAAAAAGAGUCACUCUUAACUUUUAAGUCUCUGUUUCACCAGGGAAAACAUAAAAAUUUGAAGGAGGGACUUUGGAGCCAAGGCAGAAAAGGGUUUGAAUGAGGAACUGUCUUAUAGCUGCUGCCUUAGGCUUCUCCAUUGAUGUCAUCUCAGGUUCCAAACCGAGUCUUUUAAAUUACACCCUUUUUACUGUGGGCUGCCUCUCUUCUUCAAAGUUAUCUACUGAUCCCCUCUCUAUGACUUCGGAGCUAAUGACUGUAUCAUAAAGACUGGAAACUUCCCCAUCAUCUGCCUUUCAGACAUGGGCACCUAGCACAAGUGUCUCCUUAUAUGUCUAAGCUGACUGUCUAAUCCAUACUCUUGGACGUCACCAGAGGUUAAUAACAAAGGGAAAUGGUGAGAUGUACAAGGGACUGAUUGACUAUUACUUAAAGAUACAAAAUUUUACUGGGGGAAAAAGGUCUUAUGUGAAUUAUCAUCCCUUAAAGAAACCAAAAGGAUAUCCUAAUUUUAAAACUCAAAAAUGUGUUUUUGUCAUCAUGGAAUCCUUGUGGAAUGACUUUGCCAUAGGCAAAGAAUUGACUGGAAGACCAAAAGAUAAAGGGAUACUUCUUUGGGAAAUCAAAUCAAAUCAAAGCUGACUUUGGAGGAGGGCAGAGACCUUAUGCCGGCUUACAUUUUCCAGUGUCUAGUGAAUAUUUACAUAUUACAUGUUAUAAUUCAAUAUUACAAUAAAUAAUUGCCAAGAAAUAAUCUAAUUAUAGAAAUUCCCAACUAAUGACAAAAUGCAUAAAAUAUGUGAUAAAUAAAUACAACUAUAAAACACUCCAUGUAGCUAAAGUCAAAUAAAUGAAGAGUUGAUUUAUCUUUAGGCCACCCCAACGUUAUAAAAAUGCCAUUUACAUUAUUUAUUGGAUGCAACUCAAAAAGGUUCAUCUCCAAUAAAGUGCAAUGACCCACAUUGGC